Tarenaya hassleriana is the source of this 2878-nucleotide messenger RNA. Its product is annotated as ATP-dependent zinc metalloprotease FTSH 10, mitochondrial-like. The transcript is spliced from 8 exons. Bases 228 to 2681 code for a protein of 817 amino acids. NCBI's taxonomy places the organism in Eukaryota, Viridiplantae, Streptophyta, Magnoliopsida, Brassicales, Cleomaceae. The record is from RefSeq and is a predicted model, not a curated record. Gene Ontology annotation, biological process: mitochondrial protein processing; protein-containing complex assembly. Gene Ontology annotation, molecular function: ATP binding; metalloendopeptidase activity; ATP hydrolysis activity. Gene Ontology annotation, cellular component: m-AAA complex; chloroplast thylakoid membrane.
UUACGCGUCCAUUUGGGUUAAAAAAUCCUUGUUUUUGUUCUUGUUCCUCGGCGACAUUGAUAAAAUCCCAAAAUUUCGUUGUGAGCUCCUGAUUUUAAAAACCCUAAUUCCUAAAUUUUGUUGUACUUCUUUCUCCGAUCUAUCUGAUUUUCCUCGUUUGUGUUAAUCAGAUCUCCGAUUCACUUCUCUUUAUAUUAUGCGCGCACCUUGUUGUUCAUCGUAAUUUUAUGACAAUGAUUUUCUCGAAGCUUGCACGCUCCGUCGCUCGAUCCUCUCGUUCUAGGGGUUCAUUGUACGGUGGUGGUGUGAGAUCGGCGAUUCUGAGCGAGGGGAAGCUGCAACCACUGCCGGGUCUGGAGGCGGCAGUCAAUCGGGUGGAUGGUGGAUUAGGGUUUCUGAGACAGCAAUUUGCUUCUUUAGCUGCUCGGAAGGGCUUGAUUGGCGGUGAUUUAAGCGGUGUUCUUGCUAACCCUAGAAUUCGUCGGUUCUUCUCUAGUGAAGCCCCUAAGAAGAAGAAUUACGAGAACUAUUACCCGAAAGAGACAAAGCGAACCUCCAAGAAUGAAAAGAAAUCCGAGUCUGGAGAGGAUUCUAAAAAGAGUGAGAAUGAGAAUUUUGGGGAUAUGUUCACGAAGGAGUUCCAAAACAUGUUACUUCCUCUGCUGGCCAUUGGCCUAAUCCUUUCUUCGUUUUCGCUUACUUCUCAAGAACAACCACAGAUCACUUUCCAGGAAUUCAGAAACAAGCUUCUUGAGCCUGGCCUAGUGGACCACAUUGAAGUUACCAAUAAAUCAGUAGCCAAAGUCUAUGUAAGGAGCUCACCAAAAAAUCAAACAACUGAAGAUGUUGUCCAAGGACCUGGUAAUGGAAUUUCAUCUAAAGGUCAUAGUGGUCAGUACAAGUUUUAUUUUAAUAUUGGGAGCGUUGAAUCUUUUGAGGAGAAACUCGAAGAAGCCCAAGAAGCAUUAGGCAUUGAUCCUCACGACUAUGUACCUGUCAAAUAUGUCUCUGAAAUGGUCUGGUACCAGGAAUUGAUGAGGUUUGCACCGACAUUUCUUAUCUUGGCAUCUCUUAUGUAUGCUGGGAGACGGAUGCAAGGUGGAGUUGGUUUAGGGGGAACCGGUGGAAAGGGUGGUCGUGGAAUUUUCAGUAUAGGGAAAGCACAAAUAACGAGAGUGGAUAAGAAUUCAAAGAACAAGAUAUAUUUUAAAGAUGUUGCUGGCUGUGAAGAAGCAAAGCAAGAAAUCAUGGAGUUUGUGCAUUUCCUUAAGAACCCAAAGAAAUAUGAAGAACUGGGAGCAAAGAUUCCUAAAGGUGCGCUUUUAGUUGGUCCCCCUGGGACAGGAAAGACUCUUCUAGCAAAAGCUACAGCGGGGGAAUCGGGGGUUCCCUUUCUGUCGAUAUCCGGUUCAGAUUUCAUGGAGAUGUUUGUCGGUGUUGGACCAUCCAGGGUAAGAAACUUGUUCCAAGAGGCUAGACAAUGUGCCCCUAGCAUAAUAUUUAUUGAUGAGAUCGAUGCAAUUGGUCGGGCAAGAGGCCGUGGGGGUUUCUCGGGUGGAAAUGAUGAGCGCGAAAGCACCCUUAAUCAGCUUCUAGUUGAAAUGGAUGGUUUUGGUACAACUACUGGUGUUGUUGUGCUUGCUGGUACCAACAGACCUGAUAUUCUCGACAAAGCUUUGCUAAGGCCUGGUCGGUUCGAUCGUCAGAUCACUAUCGAUAAACCUGAUAUUAAAGGCCGUGAGCAGAUAUUCCAGAUAUACUUAAAGAAGAUAAAACUCGAUAACGAACCGUCUUAUUACUCUGAAAGGCUUGCAGCCCUGACUCCGGGAUUUGCCGGAGCUGACAUUGCGAAUGUCUGUAACGAGGCAGCUCUUAUUGCCGCAAGACAUGAAGGAUCAACUGUUACCAUGGAGCAUUUUGAAGCUGCUAUUGAUCGUGUUAUUGGAGGUCUAGAGAAGAAAAACCGGGUGAUAAGUAAGUUAGAGCGCCGCACGGUUGCUUAUCAUGAGGCAGGACAUGCGGUGACCGGGUGGUUUCUGGAACACGCUGAACCAUUGCUGAAGGUAACGAUUGUUCCCCGAGGUACAGCUGCUCUCGGGUUUGCUCAGUACGUUCCGAACGAAAAUCUCCUCAUGACAAAGGAGCAGCUCUUUGACAUGACUUGCAUGACCCUUGGCGGCCGUGCAGCUGAACAGGUGCUGAUUGGGAAAAUCUCGACGGGAGCUCAGAAUGAUCUGGAGAAGGUGACGAAGAUGACGUAUGCGCAAGUGGCGGUGUACGGAUUCAGCGAAAAGAUCGGGUUGCUGUCGUUCCCGCCGCGGGAAGAAGGGUUCGACUUCUCCAAGCCGUACAGCAACAAAACGGGAGCCAUGAUCGAUGAGGAGGUCAGGGAAUGGGUGAGCAAAGCGUACGAGCGGACGGUGGAACUGAUCAUGGAACACAAGGAGCAAGUCGCUCAGGUCGCGGAGCUCCUGCUCGAGAGGGAGGUCCUUCACCAGGACGACCUCGUCAAAGUCUUGGGAGAGCGGCCCUUCCAGUCGAUGGAGGUUACCAACUACGACCGCUUCAAAUCUGGGUUCGAGGAGUCGGACAAGCCGGCGAGCCAUGAGGGCUCCUCGUCGGCUCCGGUGGAGGACAGCGGAGGCGCGCCGCCGCUUGAACCGCAGGUGGUUCCUACAUAGGCUGGUGAGGAGAGGGUCCCCCUGUUGUUUACCCUUUUGUACAUUUGAUACAAGUCCAAUAAUUUAGCACUCGCUUCAGUUAUCGUUCCCCUCUUCUUAAUUAUGUUUUUUCGAAAUAAUUUUUUUUUUCUCUCUUUGACUGACUACUGCUCUUGUGAGGAUUUCUAUUAAAUCCGGUGAUCUUUUCGAUUCGGUUC